AAUUCGACCGUUGCACAGCGUUUCCUUUCAGGAUCUUCAUUUCCUUUCCUGUCUCUCCUCGUCUCCACCAAUCCCUCCCUCCUCCCAUUACUCUCUCUCUCUCUCUCUCUCUCACAUGACGAUUGCUGCAGAGACUCAACAGCAAGAGCAGGCUACUCCAGAGGUGAAAGCAGCAGAGAAAAGAAGAUGGACGCUGAAUGAUUUCGAUAUAGGAAAGCCUCUUGGACGAGGAAAGUUUGGUCAUGUCUACUUAGCCCGAGAGAAGAGGAGCAAUCAUAUUGUGGCUCUAAAGGUGCUCUUUAAGAGUCAGUUGCAACAAUCACAAGUUGAACAUCAACUCCGUCGGGAAGUUGAAAUUCAAAGUCAUCUCCGACAUCCCAACAUAUUACGCCUUUAUGGUUAUUUUUAUGAUCAGAAACGAGUUUACUUGAUAUUAGAAUAUGCAGCAAAGGGUGAACUAUACAAAGAAUUGCAGAAGUGUAAAUACUUUAGUGAAAGACGUGCUGCUACAUAUGUUGCCUCGUUAGCUCGGGCACUGAUUUAUUGCCAUGGCAAGCAUGUAAUUCACAGAGAUAUCAAACCAGAGAACCUUUUGAUCGGUGCACAGGGUGAAUUGAAGAUUGCAGAUUUUGGUUGGUCAGUGCAUACAUUUAACCGGAGACAGACAAUGUGUGGGACAUUGGAUUACUUGCCCCCUGAGAUGGUGGAAAGUGUAGAGCAUGAUGCUACUGUUGAUAUCUGGAGCCUGGGAGUUUUGUGUUACGAGUUUUUGUAUGGGGUCCCUCCUUUUGAAGCCAAGGAACACUCAGACACAUACAGAAGGAUUGUGCAAGUGGAUCUAAAUUUCCCUCCUAAACCUGCUGUUUCUUCUGCUGCCAAGGACUUAAUUAGUCAGAUGCUUGUCAAGGAUUCUGCACAGCGCCUGCCAUUGCAUAAGCUACUUGAGCAUCCUUGGAUUGUUCAGAAUGCCGAUUCCUCUGGAGUCUAUAAGGGUUGAGUUGCCUUGUCUUUUUGAUUAAUCAUGGUCAUAGAUUUUAAGCGGAAACCUCACAAGAGCAGCUCUGUGGAUGGAUUGUGACGAGCUGAUACCUGUAUUGACUUGCAAAAAUGAUAGGUGCGUCUGCCAGACCCAUUUCAUGGCAGUAUACAUGCUGCUUCACCACUUUACGAGUUCAUUGCAUAAGUUGACUCAAAGCUUUGUGCAAAAGAAACCAUUUGUUUUUGAAUGAUAAUGUAAAAUUCAUUUGUA
Molecule: messenger RNA, 1249 nt
Organism: Hevea brasiliensis (rubber tree)
Lineage: Eukaryota; Viridiplantae; Streptophyta; Magnoliopsida; Malpighiales; Euphorbiaceae
Product: serine/threonine-protein kinase Aurora-2
Exons: 9
Coding region: 116-997 (293 amino acids)
Biological process (GO): protein phosphorylation; mitotic spindle organization; regulation of cytokinesis
Cellular component (GO): spindle microtubule; chromosome passenger complex; spindle pole centrosome
Molecular function (GO): protein kinase activity; ATP binding
Source: RefSeq, a predicted model, not a curated record